AUAAGAAGCAGUUUCUGAUUCUUGAGGAGUUAUACGACAAACCUACGACCUUAUAGCAUUCUCGCUGUACUGGGGCUAUCAUAAUUUGUAAGUGAAAACUAUGCUGCAAUGAUUGCAACGUUGAGUGAGAUUUCAAUGUGACUGGGUAACAGAAGCGCUUAUUAUUGAAAAAGAUGGGGGACGAAUACCUGGCUGAGCCUGAGGAUGAGGAGGUGGUCACAUCAAUGUGGCCUGAGAAUAUAGGGGAUAAACACCAGAAGCAGUUCAAAAUGGAAAACCUUGGGAAGGGCCAAGAUGCACUCAAGGAUGUUAAGUUUCAAGAGAAGCCUUCUUCCGUGGAUUUCCACCGCCUUCUGGAAUUGGCAAAUUCUGAGAAAGGCAUUUCUCAAAUGCAAUACUUCGUGAAGCACUGGGAAUAUAAAAGGGCGAAUACUGCUCGGCUUCUAAAGGAACAAAUCGGCUUUCUUUGCCAACAGAGGAAAGAGAUUGAACAAAAGAAGCAGCAAAUACUGGAGGAACAGCACUUUCAGGAUGAAAGUUAUUACACUGUUAAACGGCAAGUCCCAAUACUAGAUGAAGUGUAUAAAGAUGAAUGGAAGCGUCCAAGCAAAAAGAAUGAUGACCUUUCUCAUAAUCAAGAACUUAAAAUAGAUGCAGAAUUCGACAGUAUUUUGUACUGGAAAGAGAGGGCAAUGCAGUUAGAAAAGACACUCGAGGCAAGUCUUCAAAGGGAGCGUUCGUUGGAGGAAAAGUUGGAGGAAAAUAUAAAGAAUCUUCAGUCACACACUCCAGUUGAGGAAUUCUCUGGAAUGUUACAACGUGCUGAUUACUUCUUGCACUUGGUUCUUCAAAGUGCCCCUAUCGUUAUUGCUCAUCAGGAUGUUGACUUACGGUACAGGUUCAUAUUUAAUCACUUCCCGACAUUGGCUGAUGAGGAUGUUAUUGGUAAGACAGAUUACGAGAUAUUGUCAGGUGAGGGUAUAGAAGAGAUGAAUAAUGUCAAGAAAGAGGUCAUGGCCAGUGGUAGACCUACUAAGAGGGAGUUUGUAUUUAAUACGCCAUUGUUUGGAGCGAAAACCUUUGUGACAUACAUUGAGCCAGUAUUUAGCAAAUCUGGGGAAACAAUUGGUGUGAAUUAUGUUGCAAUGGACAUAACAGAUCAGGUUACACGAAGAGAGAAAAUGGCAGACAUAAGGGUGAGAGAAGCUGUACAAAAGGCCAAGGAGACAGAACUUAGCAAAUCUCUUCAUAUAACAGAGGAAACAAUGCGAGCAAAACAAAUGCUAGCCACCAUGUCACAUGAGAUCAGAUCUCCUCUUUCAGGGGUUCUUAGCAUGGCUGAAAUUCUUGCAACCACCAAACUGGAUAAAGAGCAAUAUCAGUUGCUAGAAGUUAUGGUGUCAUCUGGAGAUCUUGUAUUGCAAUUGAUCAACGACAUCCUUGAUCUUUCGAAAGUGGAAUCAGGAGCUAUGAAAUUAGAAGCUACGACAUUUAGACCAAGGGAAGUCGUUAAACAUGUACUCCAGACUGCAGCAGCAUCUCUGAAGAAGGAAUUGAUCCUUGAAGGGUCCAUAGGUGAUGAUGUUCCAUUGGAGGUCACUGGUGAUGUGCUGAGGAUUCGGCAAAUUCUGACCAAUUUAAUCAGCAAUGCAGUGAAGUUUACACAUGAAGGGAAGGUUGGCAUAAAUCUACAUGUUCUAGACAAGCGGUUACCAGGAUGCAGAGUAGAAAGUGGGCAGCUUCAUCCAAAAGCUCAUUCUGCACCAGAUGCUGCUGCAGAACAUUUUUCUGACUCUCCAAGAAAAUGCGAUAAUGAUUCUUUGGGCUGCUCCAAUCAUGAAGAUGCAUAUCAGACACCAUCAAAUGAUAACUUUGGGGAGCACCAUGAGGGAGAGGAAGUUGUUUGGCUUCGCUGUGAUGUAUAUGACACUGGAAUAGGAAUACCAGAGAAGUCCUUGCCAUUGCUAUUCAAGAGGUAUAUGCAAGCAAGUGAUGACCAUGCAAGAAAAUAUGGUGGGACAGGGCUUGGCCUUGCGAUAUGCAAGCAGCUGGUGGAGUUAAUGGGUGGCACUCUAACUGUGGUCAGCAAAGAGAAUGAAGGAUCAACAUUUUCAUUUGUCCUGCCUUGCAAAAUUCCUGUAAAGGAGGAUAACAGUGAUGAUCCAGAUGAUAUGCCCAAUUCUCGUGGUGAUUUCACUACUAGUGAUAUAGAAGGUUCUUUCCUUUUCAAGCCACAAGCACGGCCUUAUCUAUUGUCAUCUGGAGUUUCAGUAAUGAACAACACCAAGUUGGUCGGUGGCAACCUUCUGUUCUAUGAUCCUCCUAACAUACUAGAGGACCGCAAGCAGUUCUCAAAUGGUUUUGUUUUAGCGGAAGAUCAUUCUACAAACUCUGCCUCUACUGCUCAUCAAUCAAAUAGUCCUAGUAUUAGGAGCACAAAUGAAGAACAGCAUGACAAUGCAAUGGUCAUUGACCUGAAUAGGCAAGUUGAACGGGAUUCCAGUUCACAAGGUGACACAACAUCAGUUUCAGGUUCAAUUCAUGAGGAAAGGGAACCAUGCAAAGUUCAUGAAGAAAAGUCACUUCACAAGAAAUCCAAGUGUUCUCGAAGUAGCAAUAAGGCAAAAAUUCUCCUUGUUGAAGAUAACAAAGUCAAUAUAAUGGUAGCGAAAUCAAUGUUGGAGCAGCUGGGCCAUGGAUUAGAUAUUGUAAAUAAUGGAAUGGAAGCAAUUCGUGCAGUACAGAAGCGCCAAUAUGAUAUUAUCCUGAUGGAUGUUCACAUGCCAGAAAUGGAUGGCCUACAAGCCACUAAAUUUAUCCGUUCUUUUGAGAAUACUGGCUGUUGGGAUGCUUCUGUAAAGCCUGAACACGAUCAAAUGAUAGCUGGCUCAGUUAUUUUGUCUGAUUGUGCACACAUGAAAAAGCAAGGAAAGCGGGUUCCUAUAAUUGCGAUGACAGCAAAUUCCUUCGCAGAGAGCGCUGAAGAGUGCCUUGCUGCAGGCAUGGAUUCCUACAUAUCUAAGCCAGUGAAUUUCCAAAAUAUUAAAGAAUGCCUGCAGCAGUAUUUACCACCCAGUGACUGACUAAUUAUUGUAAAGUAGAAAAGGCAAUUUGUAGUUAGGAAAGUUUUGUGAAAAUCACAUCGAUCUUUUCUUGUAAAUCUUGUUCUCUGGAUGCAUCAACUGCACAAUAAAUAUAGGGUAUCCUGUCUUCUCAACCAUUUACCUACUAUUGGGAGACAGACGGAGACAGAGCUCUUUUUUGGAGAGCAUUCUGACCUAGCCCCAUCGGUAACAUCAUAUAGCUAACUCUAAACUUUAGGGUCCUCAUUUGUUUUAUGUGACAUAUAUUGUACCACUUGUAUAUAGUACUCCUGAAGGUUCUUAUCUUUUAGCAAUUAGCCAUCUGUAUCAUGAGCAACAUCAGUUUUAUGAUGAUGCAACGUAGAUUAAAACUAUCCUGUUUCUGAUGUAAGAUUGCAAUCAAUACAGAUCAAGCCAAUGGCCUUCGAUAACAA
Molecule: messenger RNA, 3517 nt
Organism: Oryza brachyantha (malo sina)
Lineage: Eukaryota; Viridiplantae; Streptophyta; Magnoliopsida; Poales; Poaceae
Product: probable histidine kinase 1
Exons: 12
Coding region: 174-3083 (969 amino acids)
Biological process (GO): phosphorelay signal transduction system; protein autophosphorylation
Molecular function (GO): phosphorelay sensor kinase activity; histidine phosphotransfer kinase activity
Source: RefSeq, a predicted model, not a curated record